CACAGGAGGUAGCUCUCCACACGAGUUCUGCCCACAGCCCCUCCCCAAACCCGACCACCUUCGAUCCCGGAAUCGAGCCUCUCCAGGCGCCCUGGCUGCGUCCGGCGGCGCGGCUCCGGGCUGAAUUGGUGAUGCCUGGGAGUCGCGGGCGCCUGCGCAGUGGGGAAGGCCGUGCUCUGCGGAGAGGCUGAGGGAGGUAACUCCAAGAGGGCCGCGGCAGGCUUCUGGCUGUUCUACCCGGCCCGUCGCGCGAUGGCGGAGGAGGAGCUGGAGGCUCUGCGGAAGCAAAGGCUGGCCGAGCUGCAGGCCAAGCAAGGGGACCCUGGCGAUGCAGCACAACAGGAGGCAAAGCACAGAGAAGCAGAAAUGAGAAACACUAUCUUAGCCCAAGUUCUGGAUCAGUCAGCCCGGGCCCGGUUAAGUAACUUAGCACUUGUAAAGCCUGAAAAAACUAAAGGAGUAGAGAAUUACCUUAUACAGAUGGCAAGAUAUGGACAGCUAAGUGGGAAGGUAACAGAACAAGGUUUAAUAGAAAUCCUUGAAAAAGUAAGCCAACAAACAGAAAAGAAAACCACAGUUAAAUUCAACAGGAGAAAAGUGAUGGACUCCGAUGAAGAUGACGACUAUUGAAUUUAGGGUGCGUAGGCACUGGAACUGCACGGGACAGUUGCAGGACAGAUAAUACUUGGCAGAAGCUAAGAUCUGAUUGAAUGUUUACCUUGUUUACUGUUUAUAUACCUUUAGAAAAAUAAACUUGUUAUGUAAAAUAAAAA
Messenger RNA from Phyllostomus hastatus (greater spear-nosed bat), 773 nucleotides. RefSeq names its product programmed cell death 5 (gene PDCD5). The record is from RefSeq and is a predicted model, not a curated record. Gene Ontology annotation, molecular function: DNA binding. The coding region runs from base 253 to 630 and encodes 125 amino acids. The transcript has 6 exons. Lineage: Eukaryota; Metazoa; Chordata; Mammalia; Chiroptera; Phyllostomidae. Gene Ontology annotation, cellular component: nucleus; cytosol.